Molecule: messenger RNA, 5701 nt
Organism: Cylas formicarius (sweet potato weevil)
Lineage: Eukaryota; Metazoa; Arthropoda; Insecta; Coleoptera; Brentidae
Gene: RhoGAP102A
Exons: 10
Coding region: 574-4746 (1390 amino acids)
Biological process (GO): signal transduction
Source: RefSeq, a predicted model, not a curated record
AGAUCCAGUACUAUAACUUUUAUUUCAAGUAUUUUUUCGAUUAUAUUCAUUUAUGGAGAAAAAUCUAAAAGACUCAAAAAAUCUUCAUUUCCAAUGUAAAUUUUUAGCCACAAUUCAAAAUUCGCAAAAAGUAUCACAAAUUGGUUUAAACAGUAUUAUAAGUCGCAUCAAGAGCUACAUUUAUUGUAUUGUAUAGAUCCAGUACUAUAACUUUUAUUUCGAGAAUUUUUUCGAUUAUAUUCAUUUAAAGACAAAAAUCUAAAUGACCCUAAAAAUCUUCAUUUCCAAAGUAAAUUUUUAGCCAUAAAUUAAAAUUCGCAAAAAGUAUCGCUAAUUGGUUUAAACAGUAUUAUAAGUCGCAUCAAGAGCUACAUUUAUUGUAUUUGUUCCAAAAUCCAAUCCAAAAUAAAAUAGUAGAGUUGAAUUGGUUCGUAAAUAAAAACGGUUCUUUAAAAGAAAAAUGGUAACGUAAUUAUUUCGGUUUGGUCUAAAAUUUGGCGGUUUUCUCGCGGCCCAGCGUGAAAAGUGACAGGUGGCGGCCAUGUGACUCUCGCCAAGCCCGCAACGCAAACGAUGGCAGAGCGCGAAUCGAAAUCCAAACGGAAAACGCUGGGCAGGAGCGCCUCCACCGAAAGUACCGAAUACUCGACCACCAUGGGCAGAUCGGUUAGACGCAAGAAACCGAAAGAACGGUGGUUGCUCUCCCGGAAAACUUGGAGGUACAUGGCCGACGCUGGCAGGAAGCUCAUACCGGACGGUGCGAGGAACUGUCCGGAGGACGUACCCAAAAUUGAGGCGUACUUUCAGGAAGUAUGCAAAAAGGAGCCGCGGUUUCUGCUGUGGCGGAAAAAUUCCUAUCCUGGAGCGUUGGGAUUCCGUAGAAAGCGGAAGCAAUCGAGGAAGGGAGGCAGUUGCCGCAAGGCGGUGUCCGCUGACGACGUGGACGUCGUUAAGCCCGAAAGGCCUCGCGAUCUUCUGCUCGAACCCAAGGUGCAUGGCAAGUUCGACUUAAAGAAGAUGAAGGAAGACUUCCUAAACAGCCCGACCACGUCCGCCGACUACGGCGGGUUCUCCUUCGAGCCUAGCGACGAUAAACUGUUGAUUAAUAUGCUCGAAAGGUACCUGCGGAUUGCGGACAGCGGCGGCAGCCACGACUUCGACUACCAAGACCUUAUGGACAAAUUGCAGAGGCAUUUGAGUACAGCGAGUGACAUCGUCUCCAAGGGGGGUUACUCCGCUUACUCGCCCCAGCAACACGUGCACUUCCAAGGGGACCACGUGCAACGGACACUGCGUGACACUUUGAGCCGGUAUUUCAGCCACUCGAGCAAUCGCGACAGGGUCAUUUCCGAUUUGCUCACCGACCGGAAGGCCCUGGAGAAGCUUUACUUCGAUUUGAGGAAGGCUAGGGGUUUCAGAGGCGGCCGCGGCGGUACCGGAUACUCCUGCGGCCCGACAUACACCAACAGGACCUAUAAUAAGUCCCACGCGCCCGAUUGCACCGUCGGGCAACAUCCUCCACCUCUAAUCGAAGUGGAAAGCGAGAGUGUCGAGGUCAGUUUGAUGAGCAGGAAGGUCCAGACGGUUUCCAUUCCCGAAUCGGUGCUGCAGGAGGUCGAAGCCGAGUACAGGAACAAUCUGGCCGAGGAAGACGAGAAAAGGGACACCGUGAAGCCUUCGAGAAGAAGGAGCAGCGUGGAUAACGACGACGUGUCCCAGUCGGUGAGCGACACCAUCAAAAGGUACCUCCGCAUGGCGCGUAAGAAGAGCGUCGAAGCGGACAACGCGGACAGGUUCAAACGCGUCAAUUACGACCGGAACCUGCGCAACAUCAAGGCCAAAGGGGAGAUCACCAAGCCGGGCGACGACGACGGCUUAAACAAGGGUUGCCAGACGAACGACGAUUGGAUUUUAACGUACCGCGAGCUAAAAAUGGCCGAAACGUACGAAACGUCGGACGUGGAGAGUCGCGCGUCGAGCGCUCGAAGUAGCGUGGACGCGGGGGCGUGCGACGACGGUGUCAAAUCGUCCCCGUCGUCUCCUCCGUCCGUCAAAGGCGGCCAUUCUUUCUUAAGUCAAUUGUUGCACGGCAAACACGAUAAGAAUUCUUCUUCCGCAGCGAUGACCGCCAUGCAGAAGAGCAAGUCGUCGUCGAGCGUCGUGCACCAAGGCAGCAAGCUGGUGGCGAAGAAGAUCUUCAGGUCCAGGUCCAAGAGUCAGACGAGGCCCUCGCAGAACACGUGCAGCUGGAUCCCUCGGGGCAGUUGUGUAUGGAACAGCAUCAAUGGUCGGCAGGUGGUGCUUGGCGAUACAAACCUGCUGCAUUUGACCGAAAUCGAGAGGAAGGUACUGCAGAAGGUCUCCAUAGCAAAGCUCCAAGCCCUCAAUUUGGGUGUAGCAGUGAAAAUUCCUUCGGAGACGGUCGGUGCUGUCCCCACGAAACCGAAGAGAAGACCUUACCUGUUGAAACGCAAGGCACUUACCACAAGUAUAUUCGAUGGGGGAAGAAAAGAAGAUGGUAGUAGUCCGAGCGGAAGCGGCUUGGUUUUCGGCAUUCCUUUAACCCAAUGCGUAGAAAAUGAUCGCCUCAGCAGGAUCGCUGCCGGCGCUUGCAGCCCUCUGCGCAGUGGUCCGGACUUCGUGGGGCCUCCAGAAGAUCCAGAACCGAUCGCAAGGCACAGCUCUCGGGCCAGCUUUAGCUCCCUCAUCGACGCCUCCAGAUGCGAAGAGGGCGGGUCUUGCGAGAGUCUCGUCAGACGGGACAGGAUGGCCGGUAGCGUGCCGGGUCUGCUAGACGCCAUUUCCUGCGGCUCCGUGGGUGAUCUGCCUUGCGUCUUCGCCGAAGACGAAUGCGCCUUCAUUCCGAAUAUCCUAAGCGAGUGUAUAAGGCAUUUGGAACGGCACGGACUGCACACCUCCGGAAUAUUCCGCGUUUCCGCCUCCAAGAAACGCCUCAGGCAGUUGCGUGAAGACUUCGAUUGCGGCCGGGAGACUACGUUGGACGAGUCCCAGUGUCCCCAUGACGUGGCCAGUCUGCUGAAGGAGUACCUGAGGGACCUACCGGAUCCACUUCUCUGCAGAGAUUUGUACCACGCCUUCGUGCACACUCAAAGAAUACGGAACCGCAGGUUGCAAACGGAGGCCCUUCAGCAUUUGGUGCACCUGCUCCCGCCAGCGAACCGAGACACUUUGUACGCGCUGCUGAGUUUUUUGGCCACCGUCGCCAGGCACUCCGAUGACGGAAAAAACGACCUAGGAGAGGAAGUGGCCGGCAACAAGAUGGAUUCUAACAAUUUGGCUACAGUAUUUGCCCCCAACAUCCUCCACUGCCUCAAACCCGGCUCCAAGGACGUAACAGAACGUUCGGAGGAUCGUCUGGAUGUGAUCAAUGUCGUGCGCAUGCUGAUCGACCACUUCAAACAGAUAUUCCUGGUACCGGCGAAGCUUCUGGACGAAGUUUACGUCCACAUGAUGGACUCGCAUCCAGAAGAGCUCGACCAAUUGCUGAACAAGAAGGACGGAUUGGCCGGAGCUGAUGAGUCCGUGGACGAACUAGAUAGCGAGACUAAUUCCGCUCCAUGGACUCCUACCCACCCGACUUCGGAGGUUUCAUCGGAGCACGCCUUUGAUCGAGCAACUGUGGCCUUGUACGAACCGAAAAGGACCUAUUCUAGGGAAGAAUGUCUCCAUGAAGCCGCGGCAACCGGAGGUCCUAAUAUAGGGAUGAGGAUAAGGCACAAGGACAGGAUCAAAGAACGCAGCCUGCGACGCAAACGGGAGAAAGGCGAAGACACUGGCUCUCCAUCUUCCUCGCUGAUAUCCAGGAUCCGGAACCAAAAGGACGACGAAUACCAGUACACCAAGAACAACCGAUCUUCGUCUCUGGAGAGUACGAGCUCCACCCACACCGACUCGGACGUGUCGCGAAGACGCUCUUCACCCUACGUUCUGGACAACGGCGGCGUCAUUACCGCCAGCCUCACCAUACCUGUACAACAGUCCUACAAUGUCGAAGACGACAUCCCCUUCAUCGAAGAGGGCGGCGACACGGGGAGGCACCACGUCACGGUGGGAGUCGUCAGGGCGCCGCCCAGGAGGCGGAACGUGUCCGUAGGGAGCGACUCUUCCGUAGCUUCCGGAGUUCAACCCAUCACCGCUUCCCUUUCGCUGGUUCAGAGUUACGAUUCGGCAGUCGGCUCUUCCGCCACGUGCUCCAGCGGGGUGCAGAACACUCCGACGUCGGUGUCGAGCAGUAUCGCCGACGCCGGCCUCAGUUCCCCGCCUUCUUGGGCUUCCACCCCGCCCACAUCACCGGAAAGCGUUCACACCUCCGUGAGCUAUAUUCCGGAGUUGCCCAAGUCGCCGAAAGGUGGCGUCCCUCCAAAAGUAUCCUUCGCCACUGUUAAAGAUGGCAGGGGAUACCAGGAUAUAAGCAAAAGCCCCAGCAUCGAUUCGAGACAGGAACCCAAGUACACGCCCAGCAUAACGACCAUCGGGAACGCGGUGAUGAAAUCGAAAACCGCGGACUUUGAAAGGAUCAUCAAGCCGAAGGCGCAGACUUCCUCGGAGAAGAAAAAGUACACCAAGCGGAGAUACACGGAUUCUAGGCACCCGACCAGGCAUAUCCCGGACUCGGAGUUCCUGGAAUCUUCCGGUACCGCGAAGGGCGAGCAGAAACCCAGCGUGUCGCCCACGGGUCCGGUUUACAAGAGAAGGGAACUGAUAUCCAGCGUGCCUUCGAAGUGAUUCGUGGGCGUUUAGGUCUAGUCAUGUAUAUUUAGUGCUUAAAGUGUCCGUGAAGAUAUUUUCUAAGUGUAAACUUGUGAAAGAGACGCUGCGCGAAUAAAUUGUAUAUAUUUGAGCGAUGGUCUUUUUCCAGUUGUUUCAGUGAAUACGAGACCAAGAACACCAGCAUAAUUCUAACCUGUCCAAGGGACCGUCCGAGCUAAAUUUUUCAAUGAAACUUCCACAGGUUACCGUAAUACUAUUUACAAAUCUUCUGGAUCCAUUCUGCGUUUCACUUUUUACGAAACUUCUGGAUUCCUCCUGCGUCGGUUUAUGCUGAGUCGCGCUUGCUGACGUUUCGCCAAACAUCCUGUUGGCUUCUUCUUCUGUAUCUGCUUAUAUAAUGUUUGUGGAAAACACCAUCUCGGACGACCGACAGGGAUGGGGGAUCAGACGAACAUAACCUCAAAAACUUGCCAGCUAACCAAAACUUGCAAUUGCUACCGAGCUAAGCAGCAUAUUAAAAUCGAUGGGUAAUUAUGUCUUACAUAUGGAGGAAUGAUGAAUAAUUUUCUAUGAAGAUAAUUGUCCGAAAUUUGAAUCUAUGGAUUUGAAAUUUUGCACGAGGUUAAAGACUGGGCCCCUAACGGAACCCAUUGAAAUUGAGAACCACUUUUUUUUUAAACCAAACAAGGACUAUAUCUCGAAAAGCGUUUAUCGGUUCUAAACAAAUCUUCACCGCGAAGAUGCAGAAUAUAAAUGCAGGGUAAACAUUUAUUUUUUUCAUUUUUUUUUUAAAUAUACAGGGUGUGCCGGUAUUUCCAAAAAACUGAUCCUUGUCAUUCAAAAUAUGACAUCUCUAUACAGGCUGUCCCAUAACUAAUCCUACGUGGCAUAAUCGGCGAUUCUUUAGUUAAAAAUAUUAAGAUUUGACGAAACGUUAAUAUUCACAGAGAUACAGAGUGUCAAAAGUGCA